Dryobates pubescens (Downy woodpecker) is the source of this 1638-nucleotide messenger RNA. RefSeq names its product polypyrimidine tract binding protein 3 (gene PTBP3). The record is from RefSeq and is a predicted model, not a curated record. Bases 1 to 1638 code for a protein of 545 amino acids. Gene Ontology annotation, molecular function: mRNA binding. The transcript is spliced from 14 exons. Lineage: Eukaryota; Metazoa; Chordata; Aves; Piciformes; Picidae. Gene Ontology annotation, cellular component: nucleus. Gene Ontology annotation, biological process: mRNA processing; regulation of RNA splicing.
AUGUGCCCUGACCAGAUUUUUCGGAGAUUGCGGUUUCGUGCGGGUGGACCUGACGAGCUUGCUUCUUCUGGUGUCACUCCCAGGCCUUUCACCAUGAGCAGCAACACUGUAGCUACAGAUGAUGGGAAUCAGCAGUCUGAAAUGGAGGAAACAGACAGCAAGGAGGUUUCACGUGUCCUUUAUCUUUGCCAUAUUCCAAAUCAUGUUACUGAUGCAGAAAUCAUUUCGUUAGGCCUCCCUUUUGGCAGAGUAACCAAUGUCAUGUUGCUAAAAGGGAGGCAUCAGGCAUUUCUGGAAAUGGCUUCUGGAGAAGCUGCUGUUAAUAUGAUGCAAUACUACACUUCUGUUAUGCCUGUCCUUGGCGGUCAGCCUGUUCAUAUUCAGCUUUCUAAUCACAAAGAACUCCAGACUAGCUAUCUAUUUAAAGCCAGAUAUGGCUCGAGAGCUGCGAGGUCUAGAAACUGGGCUGCUGCAGGCGCUGGUGCUGCUGGAGGUGGGCGCAAUCCAACUCGAACUCCUGUCAUUCGAAUCAUUGUGGAAAACGCUUUCUACCCAAUUACUUUGGAAAUGCUGUACCAGUUUUUUUCUAAGUAUGGAUACAUCUUGAGGAUACUCAUCUUCACGAGGCACAAUAGAUUCCAGGUUUUGCUUGAGUAUUCUAGUCCAGUCAGUGCAUCUUAUGCCAAAAGGUUUCUGAAUGGCCAAAAUCUCUUCAAUACAUGCUCCGUGCUGCAUAUUGAAUUCUCCAGGUUACCUAAGCUUACGAUAAAGUACAACAAUGAGAAAAGCAGAGAUUUCACCCGCCUUGACCUUCCUCCUGGUAAUAUCCAGGAAUACUUGGAGUCACCACUGCUACCCUCUGGCUUUGUCCCUCCGAAUGCCAUCCUUCCACCACACAUGGGGGCUGCUGGGUUUUUCCAACGUAUGGGCUUUACUCAGGGUCCUGGUCUUCCAUUUCCGGUGGUUCCUGGAGUAAUCCAUUCUGUCCCGGUCACCCCAGCAGCAGUACCUGGGCUGAGGGCUGUUCAGAAUGUUCCUGGUAUUUUAGAAGGUUCUGUUCUACAAGUGAGAAACUUCAACUUUGAAGUCCUCAGAGUACAUGGACUUUUCAUCCUAUUUGGUGUGUAUGGUAAUGUGCUUUGUGUGAAGGUCAUGAAGAAGAGGGAAACUGCUUUGAUUCAGAUGAUGGAUGAAGCCCAGGCUCACCUAGCUAUCAUCCACUUAAAUGGGCAGCAGAUUUAUGGACGGGUCCUCCAGGUUCGUCUUUCAGAAUGUCAGACAAUUCAUUACCCUCAAUGGGGACAAGAGGACCAAGAGGAGUUUGUGGACUAUUACAAUAGCCCUUUACAUCGCUUUAAGAGGCCUGGCUCUAAGAACUCCCAGAAUCUCUCUGCUCCAUCUGACACCCUGCAUCUCUGCGGCAUUCCGUAUUGCGCUACUGAAGGUGAGCUGAAGAAACUUUUUUCAACAAGAGGAUAUACUGUGAAAGCCUUCAGAUUCUUAAAGAGAGAUUGCAAAAUGGCUCUUAUCCGGCUGGGCUCUAUGGAAGAAGCAAUUCAAAGUCUCAUUGAGCUUCACGGUCAUGACUUCGGAGAUGAUUGUCAUCUACGGAUUUCCUUCUCGAAAAUGAAAAUCUAA